AUGUUGUACGAACUCGUAGGAAUCGUCCGUCCGGGCAACCUCGCCGAGGUGAAAGAAAUCGCCCUCACCGCCGGCCAAAUCAUCCUCCGCAAUGGCGGCGUCAUCCGCGGCAUGGCCAACUGGGGCGUCUUCCAGCUCCCCCGCCCCGUUUCCAGGGCGCAAAUGAAGCAUAAGUCGGGCCACUACUUCGUCAUGCGCUACGACGCAUCGUCCGCCACGCACUCCGACAUGCGAAACACCAUCAACCUCGAUCCCCGCGUCAUUCGUACCGCACACGUCAAGCUCGGCGACGGCAAGCUCCAGACCGCCGCCCGCUUCGGUGAUGUCAAGUGGGAUGGACGCCAUUAA
This is a messenger RNA of Colletotrichum chrysophilum, 348 nucleotides long. RefSeq lists its product as uncharacterized. Gene Ontology annotation, molecular function: structural constituent of ribosome; small ribosomal subunit rRNA binding. The record is from RefSeq and is a predicted model, not a curated record. Gene Ontology annotation, cellular component: mitochondrial small ribosomal subunit; ribosome. Lineage: Eukaryota; Fungi; Ascomycota; Sordariomycetes; Glomerellales; Glomerellaceae. Bases 1 to 348 code for a protein of 115 amino acids. The transcript is spliced from 3 exons. Gene Ontology annotation, biological process: translation.